Messenger RNA from Vigna radiata var. radiata (mung bean), 967 nucleotides. RefSeq lists its product as uncharacterized. The transcript has 3 exons. NCBI's taxonomy places the organism in Eukaryota, Viridiplantae, Streptophyta, Magnoliopsida, Fabales, Fabaceae. Bases 1 to 840 code for a protein of 279 amino acids. The record is from RefSeq and is a predicted model, not a curated record.
AUGGAAAUAAGAAAUAUGAAAAGGAGACACGAAUGGAGUGGUCAACUCUUGAAGGAACUGUUGAAAAGACCUUAUGAAGCAUUCGCAGGAUAUGGGGCUGUUCCAGCUACAUUUGAUGCAGAAAUAUAUAAUGUUUUUGACCUUGAUCAACCAGACGCUCCAGGAGACGACAAGCCUCCAAAGAUAGCUGGUUCUGCCUUGCAAAUGAUGUGGGAUAUAAAGUGGUUUCAGUAUAUUGGAAGCCUUGUGCCACAAGACUUUUACUUAAGAACCGACAAAAAGGGCAAAACUGCAAGGGAAAUAUUUGAGGAAGAACACAAAGAUCUCAAGAAGAAAAGUAGCGAUUGGCUGAAGGAAACAUCUCAAUCUUCAUCUGUUGUGGCUGGUUUUGUUGCUGGUGUUUCCUUUGCUACGGUCAGCUCCAUUCCCGGUGGCACCGACGAAAAAGGUAGGCCUCAUUUAGAAGGCAAACCUGCUUUCGAUGUAUUUGCCGUUGCUUCACUUGUUGGACUUUGCUCCUCUGUCACUGGGCUCAUACUGUUUCUUACCGUCCUCAAUUCUGGAAAGCAAUCCAAAGAUUUUCGCAGAAAUUUGCCAUUCAAAAUUCUUCUAGCCCUCAGUUCUCUUUUUGUAUCCAUUGCUGCAGUGUUUGUCUCUUUCUGCUCCGGUCAUUACUUUCUGCUUAGUCACAAACACAAGACGGUUCUAUUCGCCAUUUAUGCAGCCACUUUUUUUCCAGUCCUGUUGUAUGCGGUGGAGCAGUUUCCACUAUACUUUGAUCUUAUAAUAGUCAUUUUAUCUAAGGUUCCAUGGGCAACCGGUAGAGAAGACAAGCUGUAGCAGCUAAGCUACUACAUUUCAUCAUUCAUGCAGCCAUUCUUGGUGUGAAUAAUCAUGUAACUUUUCUAGCUAUGAAAAAUAGCAUUUGAAUUGUAGCAAUGUUUUGUUGGUUGCUUGUAAAGUUGCA